AUGUCGAAACGAACCCUCCACGCCUUUUUCAAACCAUCAUCAUCACCACAAGCAAAGAAAUCACGCACAGACACAACCAGCAUCCAUCCCACAUAUCCAUUCCCCAUCGCAGCUCUCGACAGCUCUCUAUCCACCUCAUUAUCACUCGACACCCCAUCAAACCCACCGAAACACAUCAACAACCAGCCCCAUCUCGACCUGCUCUACUUCCAACCCUACAUUCCGCACAGGACUGCGCAACAGCUUUUCCUCUUCUUAAGACGAAAUCUACCCUUCUACCGUGUGAAAUAUACUAUUCGUCGCGGAUCCACUGAAACAAUCAUCAACACGCCUCGCUUCACAACUGUAUUCGGCGUUGAUGAGACGUCUUACUUCGCUUUGCCAGCGGAUGUAUCAAAUACAAAUACAAACACCACCGAGCGAAUUCUAAUAGAUAGAAAAACAAAAACGCCCAUCUCCAGGAACAAAUAUAAAUGUACACCGCGACCAAUACCCUCGUGUCUCGAAACGGUGCGCAAACAAAUCGAAUCCGUCUGCGGCGCAACGUUUAAUUUCUGUCUGAUUAAUUAUUACGCUUCGGGCGAGGAUAGUAUUUCGUAUCAUUCGGAUGAUGAGCGGUUCUUGGGACCAGAGCCCACUAUUGCAUCGUUGUCGUUGGGUGCGAGGAGGGAUUUUCUCAUGAGGCAUAAGCCUUUUCAGUCUGGUGGUGAGAGGGGUACGUUGAAGCUUCCGCUCGGGUCGGGAGAUAUGGUGGUUAUGAGAGGUGAGACGCAGGCGAAUUGGCUACAUUCUAUACCGAAGCGGAAAGCGGGAGGGGAGGCGGACCGAGGGAGGAUCAACAUUACGUUUAGAAAGGCGGUCGUGCCGGGUGGGACGGAGAAUUAUUAUCGGUAUAAUGUGGGGGAUGGGGAGGUGUAUAGAUGGGAUGAAGAAAGGGGGGAGAUGGUGAAAUGGAAGGGGUAG
Paecilomyces variotii is the source of this 963-nucleotide messenger RNA. RefSeq names its product DNA repair family protein. The record is from RefSeq and is a predicted model, not a curated record. The transcript is spliced from 2 exons. Gene Ontology annotation, biological process: DNA repair. Bases 1 to 963 code for a protein of 320 amino acids. Lineage: Eukaryota; Fungi; Ascomycota; Eurotiomycetes; Eurotiales; Thermoascaceae.